ACUUGUUUCUCAGAGAGUACGUACUUACAUCCUCACCAUGGCAGAAGUUGCUCCCGCGGCCGCACCAGCCCCCGUAAAGGCUCCAAAGAAGAAGGCGGCACCUCGUCCCAAGAAAGCUGGACCCAGCGUCGGUGAGUUGGUCGUGAAGGCUGUGACUGCAUCGAAGGAGAAAAAAGGAGUUUCUCUGGCAGCUUUGAAGAAAUCGCUUUUGGCUGGCGGAUACGACGUAGAGAAGAAUAAUACUCGCGUGAAGUUGGCCAUCAAGAGUCUCGUUUCCAAGGGAACUUUGCUCCAAACCAAGGGCACCGGGGCGUCCGGCUCCUUCAAGCUGAACAAGCAGGCAGAGAUCAAGAAGAAGCCCGUUAAGAAGGCUGCACCCAAGGCGAAGAAGCCGGCUGCUAAGAAACCCGCCGCAGCAAAGAAGGCCACCAAGAGCCCCAAGAAGGCAGUGGCUAAGAAGCCCGCUGCUGCUAAGAAGUCUCCGGCGAAGAAGGCGAAGAAACCCGCAGCCCCCAAGAAGGCCACCAAGAGCCCCAAAAAGGCUAAGAAGCCCGCUGCACCCAAGAAGGCAGCGAAGAGCCCUAAGAAGGCAAAGGCAGCAAAGCCCAAGGCGGCAGCUAAGCCUAAAGCCGCCAAACCCAAAAAGGCAGCUCCCAAGAAGAAGUAAAGUGGAGACCUACAUUCUUCACCAUGAAUCAAAAGGCUCUUUUAAGAGCCACCCACUUAUGCCAUGAAAGUCCUUGUUCCAAACACACUGACCGAACGCUUUUAUGGUAGGUUCAGUAGUAUGUUUCACAUGUUCAGGCUCCCUAUUCACUGUACAAAAUAAUAACUUG
Clupea harengus (Atlantic herring) is the source of this 836-nucleotide messenger RNA. RefSeq names its product histone H1-like. The record is from RefSeq and is a predicted model, not a curated record. Bases 38 to 667 code for a protein of 209 amino acids. NCBI's taxonomy places the organism in Eukaryota, Metazoa, Chordata, Actinopteri, Clupeiformes, Clupeidae. The transcript has a single exon.